AUGGCCGCCAACAUCAACCACAACAGCAAUGUCUCGCCGCCGCUCUCCACAUACCAACACCUGAUGAGUCGAUCCCAAGAACUGAGUUAUGUGCAAGCCCUGAAGACGCAUCAGAUGACGCGUUUGGAUCACAUCCGCAACGAGACCCAGAAGUUGGACAACCAUUUGACGGCUCUUCGCAAAGACGUGCAACUCUUGGAGAGCCAAAGACGGCGCACGACUGCCGACAAGUGGACAACUCAGGUGACGGCUCUGCGCGAAGACAACCGCGCGCUGCGCAUCGAAUGCCACUGUCUGUCGAUGGAAGUGGAUUUGUACGCCUCCGGAGGAAUGCCUUUGGGCGUCACCGACGAGAACUUCUACAAGAAU
This is a messenger RNA of Medioppia subpectinata, 369 nucleotides long. The record is from the annotation of a GenBank genome assembly. Lineage: Eukaryota; Metazoa; Arthropoda; Arachnida; Sarcoptiformes; Oppiidae.